This is a messenger RNA of Rotaria socialis, 1914 nucleotides long. The record is from the annotation of a GenBank genome assembly. Lineage: Eukaryota; Metazoa; Rotifera; Eurotatoria; Philodinida; Philodinidae.
AUGGCUACAAAUGGUAAUUCAACAUUACAAAAACUAGUACCCAAUGAUGCCAGUACAUUUGAGAAUCCUCCAUCGUCAACGAUUUCUUUUCAUUCAAUUAAUUAUACAAUAAGUACACAAAAGAGUUGUUCCUCAUUACCUUUCAUGAAAAUGCAGCAUAAACAAAUUCUUUAUGAUAUCAAUGGAGUCUUUAAACCAGGCAUGAAUGCUAUACUUGGGCCAACUGGUAGUGGAAAAUCAUCUCUAUUAGAUAUAUUAGCUGAUCGAAAGGACCGAAAUGGUCUUGAAGGAGAAGUAUUAUUAGAUGGUCAAUCUCAAAUGUCGGAAUUUAAAUAUUAUGUUGGUUAUGUUGUACAAGAUGAUAUCCUCAGUGGAACAUUGACUGUUAGAGAAAAUUUAAGAUUUUCAGCUAAUCUUCGAUUGUCAAAAACAAUUUCACGAGAAACAAAAGCAACUAUUGUUGAGCAAGUUAUUGAACAAUUGGGUUUAGAAGGAUGUGCUGAUUCAAGAGUAGGCACAGAAUUUGUACGUGGAAUAUCUGGUGGAGAACGAAAGCGGACAAACAUUGGUAUGGAGCUGGUUUUAUCACCAUCGGUACUCUUUUUAGAUGAGCCAACCACAGGUCUCGAUUCAUCAACAGCGCAUGCUGUAUUUAAAUCUCUUCAUCACUUAUCACGACGAGGGCGCACAAUUAUCUUUUCAAUUCAUCAGCCACGUUAUUCAAUUUUUAAACUAUUUGAUACUAUAUUUUUGGUAGCAGCUGGUCGUUGUGUUUAUCAUGGCCUUGCAAAUUCAGUACUUCCAUAUUUUUCAUCGAUCGGUUAUGAAUGCGAACAACAUGAUAAUCCAGCUGAUUUUCUUCUCGAUAUAACUCAAGCUGAUACUUCCAAAAACAAGGUCAAUAAUCAUGAGCUAAAUAAGAAAAAUGAAGAACAUGCUCGUCAGUUACAUGAAUUAUAUAUAGCAUCGAAUGUGUAUACAUCAAUGCAACAAGAAAUUAAAGCUGCAAGAAAUCGAAUAGUAACGGCAGCAACAUCAGCAGCGAGUUACCAUCAGUCAUCUACAAAGUCACGUUUCUCAGAAAUUCUAUAUGUUUCUCAACGUACAUUACGUAAUGUGUAUCGGAAUCCAGCUCUAAUUUCAAUGCAAACAUUUGUUCCAGCAUUUUUAGCUGUGGUAAUUGGCCUAAUUUAUCUAAAAGUUGAUAACUCCGAAAGUGUCGGAGUACCAAAUCGUAUGGGUGCAAUAUUUUUCAUUGUAACAAAUCAAGUUAUGGCAAAUCUAUCAGCUAUUGAAUUAUUUAUUAAAGAACGUGCUCUAUUUAUACAUGAAAAUGCAAGCGGUUAUUACCAUGUUUCAACAUAUUUUAUAGCGAAAUUAAUAUGUGAUUUAAUACCGUUACGUAUUAUUCCAUCAAUAAUAUUUUCAACUAUUGUUUAUUUUAUGAUUGGUUUUCAAGCCAGUGUCGCCAAAUUUUUUAUUUUCUAUCUAGCUAUCGUUUUAACGACAACAUGUGGAGCUGCCGUUUGCUUUUUAUUUUCGGCUACCGUAGAAGUAUUUGGUGUCGCAAAUUUGUUAGCUGCAAUGAGUUUCGUAUUGAUGAUGGUUUUUGGAGGAUUCUUAGUUGUUGUAUCAUCAGUUGGAAACUAUUUAUCGUGGAUUAAAUGGGUCAGUUUAUUUCGCUAUGCAAUCAAUAUUAUUACUAUCAAUGAAUUCGAGGGCCUGAAAAUUUGUCCGCGAAAUAAUCCAAAAAAUUGUACAAUUAGUGGUACAUAUGUUAUAAAUAAUGAUGCACACAUUGAAUAUAAAAACGAUUGGGAUUUAUGGUACAACUUUGUUGCAUUAGCAUGUAUGAUAGUAAUAUAUUUUAUGUUGACAUAUAUACAAUUACUUCGUAUGAAGAAAACAAAAUAA